Messenger RNA from Malaclemys terrapin pileata, 800 nucleotides. RefSeq names its product dromaiocalcin-1-like. Gene Ontology annotation, biological process: biological process involved in interspecies interaction between organisms. Lineage: Eukaryota; Metazoa; Chordata; Testudines; Emydidae. The transcript is spliced from 6 exons. The coding region runs from base 76 to 621 and encodes 181 amino acids. Gene Ontology annotation, molecular function: carbohydrate binding. The record is from RefSeq and is a predicted model, not a curated record. Gene Ontology annotation, cellular component: external side of plasma membrane.
CCCACGCUGCCCCAUCGCAUCAGCUAGAGACACCUGGCUGGGGCCGGUUCCCCCCGUGACCCCUUCCUUUCAGACAUGGCGACACUGCACUGGCUGCCCGGAUGCCUGGGUCCCUUCGUUGUCAUUCUCCUGGUCGGAUCCCCUAUUCCAGUGGCCUCCUCUGACGUCCGCUCCUGCCCGUGCACCCAGGGGUGCUGCCCGGCCGGCUGGUACCAGUACCGGGAUUCCUGCUACUACCCGGUGAUGGCCACCAAAGUCUGGUGGAAAGCCGAGACGGACUGCAAGGCUCUGGUGGAGGGCGCCCAUCUGGCAUCCGUGCACAGCGCCGAGGAGAACAACUUCAUCUAUCACCUCAUGGGCACCCCCAAAGACUACGAGAAAAAGGAAGCCUAUUGGCUCGGGGGCCGCCGCAACUCCCAGGGCCAGCUGGAGGGCGAGGGCUCCUGGCGUUGGACUGACGGCUCCGCGUGGCACUAUCACAACUUCGGGAACGGCAAGCCGGACAGGAUCACGGCGGAGACGUUCGUGGCCUCCUGGAAGUUGGAUCAAGAUGCUAUCACUUGGGAUAACUAUGAAGCUUCCUUGGAGUUCAUGUCCGUCUGCAAGCGCUCGCUGGACUGAUGGGCUUGAAGGGCGGCCCGGAGGUGCCCGCCUGGCUUGGCUGUGCCCUGGCCACUGGGGUGAUGUGCGGCUGCUGUGUGCCCCCUGGAUUCCCCCUCCAACGGGGGUCAGUGCGCCCCCUGCUGGUGCCCUGCAGACCUGGACACAGCUCCACUGCAUGCUAAGCCUGAAGUAAACCA